This is a messenger RNA of Anneissia japonica, 4401 nucleotides long. RefSeq names its product CCR4-NOT transcription complex subunit 2-like. Bases 217 to 1902 code for a protein of 561 amino acids. Gene Ontology annotation, cellular component: P-body; CCR4-NOT core complex. NCBI's taxonomy places the organism in Eukaryota, Metazoa, Echinodermata, Crinoidea, Comatulida, Comatulidae. Gene Ontology annotation, biological process: regulation of DNA-templated transcription; regulation of stem cell population maintenance; nuclear-transcribed mRNA poly(A) tail shortening. The record is from RefSeq and is a predicted model, not a curated record. The transcript has 15 exons.
UAUAAUGAAACUCCACUCCUCUUUGUACAAUCCAUCUGCACAUUUCUGAAGGGCCAACUUUCUUGCAAAUUUUGCAGAGAAAGUGGUUCUGAUUUUGUGCACCUGUUUUUCCUAGGGAGGAGGUUUGUUGGCAUCUCUCCUGUAUGUUUUAAGAGUAAAUCCGGUUGGAGGAACGAUGGGAUACGUCAUAAGAAACAGUCUUCCAGAAAAUUUCAGAUGUCGAAUUUAAUGGGAUAUGGCCAAUUUGGGUUAUCCCAACUACCAAACGAUAGGAAAGGCCAGCCAGAUUUAAAUCAAGAUAUUAAUUUGUUAGGAAAGAAAAGUAAAAUGGGAUUUUUUGGAGGAGAAGACAAAGAUAUGAAUGACCCAGCAAGUAUAUAUUUUCCAGCACACAGAUCUGAAAAAGAUGUAUUAUCAUCACAGUUUGGUGUUGGUGGUUUUGGCCAAAGUAUGCAAAAUCUUCCACGAGGAAUGCCCACACCGCAACCACAGUUCCCUCCAAGGAGUUUAUCGAGUCACCAUGGUAACCUUCCAGGUCACGUAACACCUACAAGUGCAUCGUUAUCAUCAGGAAUGCAGCAAAUGAAUCCCGGAUCACCUAGCAGGGGAAUCUUAUCUGUAGGUCAUAGGGGUCUGAGUAGUCCAAGUCGAACGUCACCAAGCUUACUAGCAAUGCAUCAGAAACAACAACAGCAGCAGCAUCAACAACAACAGCAGCAACAGCAACAACAAAGGGCAAUUGGGACGAUAUCUGGGACUUAUCAAGAUAGGACGACACCUACGAGCAUGAACAGUUUUGGUAUCUCACGGCAACUCAUCUUAGCACAACAGAACAACCUCCUCGGCAAUAUUAACAAUCAAAAUUUAACAAACAGUUACAACAACGUAACAAAUAAGGCACAAAAUUGGUUGCAGUUUAACAGUAAUACCAGGAGCAAAGAUCAGAGUUCAAGGUUCCCAUUUGAUCAUUGGUCAAGCGACUCAUCACCUUCAUUAGACUUGAGCGACUUCCCCGCACUUGCAAAUAGAGGGCGACAGAAUGAUCUGAGUGCCUUCCAGUUACCAAAUCCAAUGGCAGGAAGACCGCAGUAUGUUGGCAUGGUGAACAAAACAGCAGAGCCAACACCUGAAUUUCAAAUCCAGAAUGAGGAUUUCCCAGCAUUACCAGGUUCAAACAAUAAGCAAGGGUCGGAACAGCAAAACAAUAACAGUAUGGAUAGCCCCAGGUUUCCAGGCGAUAACACAUCAAAACAAACUAACAAUGUCAAGAAAGGUGUUCAAAUACAUCCUGAUGGCAAGAUAACCAACAUUCCUGCUGGUAUGGUCACAGAUCCAUUCGGUAUGGUUGGACUGUUAACAUUUAUCCGAGCUGCUGAAACCGAUGCUAACCUUGUCCAACUUGCUCUGGGAAGUGAUUUAACUACAUUAGGUCUCAAUUUAAACUCACCGGAAAAUUUGUAUGGUACGUUCCAGUCACCGUGGGCUGAUGGUCCAUGCCGGCCACAAGACAUUGACUUUCACGUUCCAUCAGAGUACUUGACUAAUCUCCAUAUUAAAGAUAAGUUGGCCCCAAUCAAGCUAAGUAGAUAUGGAGAGGAUCUUUUAUUCUAUUUGUACUACACGCAUGGGGGUGAGGUUCUUCAACUAGCAGCAGCAGCUGAAUUAUACAAUCGUGAUUGGAGGUACCACAAGGAUGAGCGAGUGUGGAUCACAAGAGGACCUGGAAUGGAGCCGUCUGUGAAAACGAACUCCUACGAAAUGGGAAUGUACUACUACUUUGAUUGUCACCGAUGGUGUAAGGUUCCUAAGGAAUUUCACCUGGACUAUGAUAAGCUAGAAGAGCGCCCUCACUUGCCAGCGUCCUUCCAUCAUAACGUUUCAACCAAUCAGGUUGUGCACUAGUAGUGUCCCACUUACGGAAAAUAUGUCAUUUUAAACCAUUGAUCAAAAUAUAACCAUAAUGCUUGUUUUCAUCAAUAUUGUUUAGCGGUGCGAAGGGUCCUCGUUUAAUUUUUCUAUCUGCUCUUAUAUUAAACUUUUUUUUCUCUUAGUCAAAUUAAGUUUACAAUUUGUAGACAAAUUGUAAUUGCAAAUUUUACUCAAAGAUUUCACAAAAUUACCAUUAAUUAUAAUUAUUGAUAUUUGAAUAAUUUUAUUAUUCGAUUUGAUUAAUAGAUAUAAAAAAAAUUCCAGUUGAAGGGACAUAGAAAUUUAAACAUGAGGAAAAAGCCACCAAAACAAACUAUUUUCUCAAUUCAGGUGAUUCAUACAAUUUCGUUUCCACUAUUGGUGGAUUUUAAUCCUUUCUUAGAAACUAAAAUCUAAUAUAAGAAAGCAGAUAUUUUGACUCCAAACCCAUCUUUCACUGCUAUUUAUUUUUAAAAGUCUCUUUUAGUCCCAGUUAGCAGAAGAUGAUGAUGAAGAAAUUGUUUUUGGAGACUCAAGAGGUAUAAAGCAUUUAUGCAGUGUACCCCGAUGCCUGCACCCUGCAUAGCUGCUGCGUGAAAUAAAAAACUUAAGAAUUCUAUUUAUUGUUUAUUGAUAAUCAAUUGACCAAACCCUUAAUGAGGUCGUGAGCAGUAUAACGUGGAAUGUUUAUCGGUAUUGUAGUAACACUAGGUGGCGCUAGUCAUUUAUCACUGACUAUGCAGCACUACAUUAUUAUACGAGCUCCAUCUAAUGCGCAAUUACCGAGUAGUACUGCACAAAAUAAACAUGCUGGUGACGUCAUUAAAGCGAUGGUUAAAUUGCAUUAAUCAUCUCACAAGGGCGCUGCAAAAGGACUUACUUGUUUUGAUUUGUCCUGGUUAUUGUUAUUAUUAUACUUUAUUUUUUUUAUUGUUAUUGAUAGUUUGAUAAACUUGUAAAUAGGCCUCUAAACUAGUUCACCAUAGACGUAUUUGUAUCGAACUGUAUAUUUCGUCAUUUUCAUUGUAAGUUUUCUUGUAUCAGGAACAAUUUUGAGUAACGUAAAACAUUUUCACGAUGGCUUCUUUAUUGAUGAGAAAAAAUUAUUUCUUCAGGGGGGGUGGGGGGGGUGGGUCUAUUAAAACCAAUGGAUAUACUUUGUUGUUUAAAUUCAUAUUUCAAAAAAGUAUUUAAAAAUAUCAGAAAUUAAUAUAUCCAUAUUUAUGGAAAGACGCAUUUUGAAAGGACACAAGUAAUUCCAGCGUUAAGAAACUCAGUUCGGUGCGAUCAUCAUCUUUCAAAGAUUUUGAUCAUCUAAAAACUUCUCAUUUGUACUAAAAUUUACCUAUGAUGCAAUCAGAAAAAAAACAAACAAUUUAUUCAUGUAUCUUAUUACUGUAUAUCAGAGUUUAUAAACUUCCACAAUAUCUGUCAUACUACUUGAUUUGAUAUCUUUUAAACUGUUUUAUUGCCAGUGCUGGGUUUAUUUACUUGUCAGGUACUCAAAACUCACAAAAAAUCUGUUAUUAGGGAGAUUUUGCAACCUUAUGAAAAUGAUAGCGAAUAAGUAAUUAUAAUUAUCAUUCGUGCCUCAAACAUUCUUGAUAAUAUGCUGUACAAGCUGAGUGUGAUCCUUGAUUUAUGCAGACGACAUGAAUCGCCUACGCUGAGACAGAUAUACUACUGUAGGGGAAGGAUUGUCUAAAAAUUUAAUGACGUAACCGUAUUCGUUAUCACUUUUGUAAGCUUGCGAAAACUCCCUAAUAUUUAAAACACUUCAGUAUUUUAAAAUGCUGAAACCAAAUAAUCCCAACACAGUAUAUUUUUGUCAUGGCUGUUUCACUUAAGAAUUUUCAUAGCUUAUAAAUGUCAUCAUCAUAGUUAUGCUAACUGUGAUUUUUGUUAUUGUAAAAUUAUUUUCCCAAAGAAAAUCUCACUAUUUUUACUAGUUUUGUAAUGCAUGUCACCUAUACUGAAGUUAACAUGUUAAAAAGUGAAUAUUAUUGAAUUGUUUUUAAGGCAUUUCUAAACCAUGCAUUCUUGCAACCAAAAUACAUAUACACUCAUACAAUUUUCAAUACCUUAUUAUAUUUUAAUAUUUAGAAACCAAAAAUGCCAUUUUUUAUAAACCAUGUGAUCAUAGUUCUAUGAUCUUAGUUCCUAUUAGGAGAUUAAUAAGCUGUGUUAGUUAUUCUUCAAGGUGUUACAAGAAAACAAUUUUUUUUUUAUACCAAAUACAGUAUUUCCCUCUGAUGGUUCCAAUAUACUUUUUCAAAAUUUAAAAAUAUUUUAUUGUAAGAUUUUAUUUGAAUGCAAGCUUUAUGUAUGUAUACAUUUUCAAAAGUGGCUGUUUUCUAUCCCAUAAUACUCAGUGGAAAUACCUAAUAAGAGUUUUGUGUACCUGACUUUUGAACUGGGGGAGUUUCACAUUCUUCAUAGCGAUGACAUUAUGAUGCAAUACAGGCUAAAUAAAGACUAAAAGAGAAAAAUUUA